Juglans microcarpa x Juglans regia is the source of this 892-nucleotide messenger RNA. Its product is annotated as ADP-ribosylation factor-like protein 2. Gene Ontology annotation, biological process: protein folding. NCBI's taxonomy places the organism in Eukaryota, Viridiplantae, Streptophyta, Magnoliopsida, Fagales, Juglandaceae. Gene Ontology annotation, cellular component: cytoplasm; microtubule cytoskeleton. Gene Ontology annotation, molecular function: GTP binding; GTPase activity. The record is from RefSeq and is a predicted model, not a curated record.
UGUAAACUGGCUGGGUCAGGUGGAUUUGUGCGAUAGUAAUAUUUCUAAUUUUCUCGCAUCUAAACAAUUUUCUUCUAUUCAAGAACGAAAGGAAUAGGGAGGUCUCACUGAAUCUGGUUUCGGCGGUUUGCUUGAUUUGGAGUUGGAGAGCGAGGCCGAAAACAUGGGGCUUCUCAGUAUAAUUCGAAAAAUCAAGAGGAAAGAGAAAGAAAUGCGUAUACUCAUGGUUGGGCUUGAUAAUUCCGGGAAGACUACGAUUGUGUUGAAGAUCAAUGGCGAGGAUACCAGCGUAAUCAGUCCCACACUGGGCUUCAACAUCAAGACCCUCACCUACCAAAAGUAUACUCUUAACAUUUGGGAUGUUGGCGGCCAAAAAACCAUAAGAUCUUACUGGAGGAACUACUUCGAGGAAACUGAUGGUUUAGUAUGGGUGGUUGACAGUUCGGAUCUUAGACGGUUAGACGACUGCAAAAUGGAACUGGACAAUCUUUUGAAGGAAGAGAGGCUUUCAGGAUCAUCUUUACUGAUACUAGCAAAUAAGCAAGAUAUAAAAGGUGCCUCCCCAGAGGAAAUUGCUAAGGUACUGAACUUGGAAGCCAUGGACAAAACCCGGCACUGGAACAUUGUGGGAUGUAGUGCAUACACUGGUGAGGGGCUGCUUGACGGAUUUGAUUGGUUGGUCCAGGACAUAGCCUCUCGAAUCUAUGUGCUUGACUGAUGCCUACAGCAGCUACGAUGGACUUGCUUUUAGCAGAUUUUCUGUUUAAUGAGAGCUUUGUGUAUCUGUGAUGCACUCGUUACCAGAGUCUCUAAACUAGCAUUUGGGUUUUUUGAGGGAACAUUUGUCAGAUCUUCAAUUUAUAAUAGAAAGCCUGCAUUUUCCAAUGCUUUA